AGCUGGCGUCGCAGCUCCGGGGCCGCCGGAGGAAGCAGCGGGAGCACCGGCGCCCGGGACGUGCGUGUUCCUGCGGCCGCCGUGUCUUCGCUCCGCUCGGGCCCGUCCGGCGGCCUCUACACUCCCGGCCCUGCCGGCUUCUCAUGGCUCCCGCCCAGCGGCCGCUCGCUGCCUUGUUGUGGGUUUCAGAGUUUGGUUGCUUAAGGAGGAUGUGAUUUUUUUUGGUGAUUAUUUCUUUUUCCUUUUAUGAUUUGAAAAAGAAAAAAGAACUCUGCGCGCCAGGCCGUGGACAGCGAAGCGCCACCAGGCGACCCCACGUGUGCGCGUACCGGCGAACGGGAGUUGGAAGCAAACUUCUUCCAUCUGGCCUUGAGGCCUGAACGGUGGACUCUAAGGCUUGGGGCCAUGACCCUCAUGCUGGACAGGUGGAAGUCUUUACCUGCCCUGGGCUGGACUUGAACUUCGGACCUUCCCCGGCAAUCUCUCUUCCCUGCUCCCCUCACUCACACCGGGCACCGUGCUAGGCCGGAGCACCUGGCUGCGACAUGGAUAAGUACGACGACCUUGGCCUGGAGGCCAGUAAAUUCAUUGAGGACUUGAACAUGUACGAGGCCUCCAAGGAUGGGCUUUUCCGAGUGGACAGAGGUGCAGGCAACAACCCGGAGUUUGAGGAAACACGCAGGGUGUUCGCCACCAAGAUGGCCAAAAUCCACCUCCAGCAGCAGCAACAGCUCCUGCAGGAGGAGGCCCUACCCAGGGGAGGCCGAGCCCCGGUCAAUGGUGGGGGCCGCCUAGGCCAGCAGGCCCAGCGGGAAGCUGGUGUGGGCAGCAAGCUAGCCCUGGAUGGUGCCGCCAAGCCUCCUCUGGCUGCCUCUACAGUGGCACCUGGGGCAGCCACUGCCAUCGCUGCUGUGCAGCCCUUGUACCCACCCCAGGAGCAGAGGGCCAGGCCGUAUUCCCAAGGCAUGAGGCUUGGCAGUCAGAACUAUGGCUCUGAGAAGUGCCUGGCGAGUUCUGAGAUGUCUGCUUUCCACCUACCAGGUCCCUGUGAGGACUCUUCCUGCCUCACUCAUGGAGACUAUUACGACAACCUCUCUUUGGCAAGCCCCAAGUGCAGCAACGAGCCAGGAGUGUCCCCUAACAUCAAGCCGGGUAUAGGGAGUGGGUGGCCUGGCCCCUCAGGAAGUGACCCAUCAUUGCCCAGACCCUCUGGAGACCAUCGCCUGUACCAGCCACAGCUGUCCCGGAGCUCCAGCAGGUCCUUUGAUAGUGGCCUCGGUGGCCACAAUGGUGGCAUUGGUGGCCGUCGUAGUGAGAAGCCAGUGGGCCCUUGGCCCACCUCCUCCUCCCAGCGGGUGAAUUCUGUCCUCCUUUCCCCAGACCUGGAAAACGGGCCUCCCCUGGGGCCUGCUCAGCCCAGGACCCCUUCUUUCUCAGCACCCCUGACCCUGAGCUGCACCCGUCAAGGAGCUCUUCCAAGAGCAAACUCAGUGGGGGGUGAGGUUUCUGGUGUGAUGUCCAAACACGCUGUGGACCAGAAACCCUGGUUCCCAGAUGGCCCCAAAUCUUACCUUUCUAGUUCUGCCCCAUCAUCCUCGUCUGCAGGCACGGAAAGCUCGCAAAAGGCUGUGACCUCUAGGCUAGGUCCCAAGCCUGGCAGCACAGAACCUGGCACUGGUCCCAAGGUCAGCUCCACCAACCUUGUCCAUCCAGCGAUGUCCACCCCACCUGAGGUAUCCUGUAAAGAGGGUCUCCCCUGCUGGUCUCCUGAUGGCAGCCUGGGGCCUGUGCUCCCCCCAGAGAAUCCCAGCCCCCCUAGGGUGAGGCUGCCUUGCCAGACCCUUGUCCCUGGCCCUGAGCUUGGACCAUCGGCCGCUGAAUUGAAAUUAGAAGCCCUUACCCAGCACCUGGAGCGGGAGAUGGAUGCCCACCCGAAGGCUGAUUACUUUGGAGCCUGUGUGAAAUGCAGCAAAGGGGUCUUUGGGGCCGACCAGGCCUGCCAGGCCAUGGGGAACCUCUACCACGACACGUGCUUCACCUGUGCGGCCUGCAGCCGGAAGCUCAGGGGAAAAGCCUUUUAUUUUGUCAACGGCAAAGUGUUUUGUGAGGAGGACUUCCUGUACUCUGGUUUCCAGCAGUCUGCUGACAGGUGUUUUCUUUGUGGACACCUGAUAAUGGAUAUGAUCCUGCAGGCCCUGGGGAAAUCCUACCACCCCGGCUGUUUCCGCUGUGUCAUCUGCAAUGAGUGUUUGGACGGCGUGCCCUUCACCGUGGACUCAGAGAAUAAGAUCUACUGUGUCCGAGAUUACCACAAGGUAUUGGCCCCCAAGUGUGCGGCCUGCGGGCUUCCCAUCCUUCCACCCGAGGGCUCAGACGAGACCAUCCGCGUUGUGUCCAUGGACAGAGACUACCACGUGGAGUGCUACCACUGCGAGGACUGCGGCCUGGAGCUCAAUGAUGAAGACGGCCACCGCUGCUACCCGCUGGAGGACCACCUGUUCUGUCACUCCUGCCACGUCAAGAGGCUGGAGAAAGGCCCCUCGCCAGCCGCCCUUCACCAGCACCACUUCUAGCCAGGCCUCUACAUGGAGAAAUCUGCCAGUUAAUUUCCAGUGGGGUUGGGAUGGGGGGAAAGGAAGGGUGGGCAGGCAAGUUCCCACACAGGUGUGUGCACGCCUUUCGCUAAACCAGGGAGGUGAAACAUGACCUGUCUGGUGCAGGCAUCUUCCAAGUGCCUUUCUCCGCUGCCACGCCAUCGUCAGGUUACUCAGACACUCUAGCAAGUACAUGGCAUGCGACAGUAAGAUCCGUCGGUGAAACCAGGCUAACCCUCCCGUCCCCUCUGGGAGAAGUUCCUGCUUCAGAGGGAGAGGUUAACCUUCAGCGGAUUUCACAGUGUCGCCUGAAGAGAGUGUUCAGCUGUCGAUCCAUUCACCUCUUUCCUCACCCCCUGAGGAAGAUACGUGCACCCAGAUACCUGCCUCUCACAUACACUCACACACACACACACACAC
Molecule: messenger RNA, 3014 nt
Organism: Trichechus manatus latirostris (Florida manatee)
Lineage: Eukaryota; Metazoa; Chordata; Mammalia; Sirenia; Trichechidae
Gene: LIMD1
Product: LIM domain containing 1
Exons: 8
Coding region: 546-2573 (675 amino acids)
Biological process (GO): response to hypoxia; cytoskeleton organization; regulation of DNA-templated transcription
Cellular component (GO): adherens junction; transcription regulator complex; nucleus
Molecular function (GO): transcription corepressor activity
Source: RefSeq, a predicted model, not a curated record